Molecule: messenger RNA, 222 nt
Organism: Aspergillus nomiae NRRL 13137
Lineage: Eukaryota; Fungi; Ascomycota; Eurotiomycetes; Eurotiales; Aspergillaceae
Exons: 2
Coding region: 1-222 (73 amino acids)
Source: RefSeq, a predicted model, not a curated record
AUGGCUAUCGCUGUUCGGUUCGUCCGCCCAACUAUCCGCCAUUUCUCUGUCCGUCGCCCACAACCAGACACUCGCACCUCUCGAUUUGUCACCACUUCGUGUCUCUUCUCCGCGGUGGUGCUGCCAUUUAUUCCUCCAGCCCUUGAGAGUUCUCGCGCUAAGAAUACGGACGGUCCCAAUUGCAAUAAGCCGCACCCGCCGCUCUGUUUUCAUGCCCGUUAA